Molecule: messenger RNA, 4025 nt
Organism: Scleropages formosus (Asian bonytongue)
Lineage: Eukaryota; Metazoa; Chordata; Actinopteri; Osteoglossiformes; Osteoglossidae
Product: protein MTSS 1-like
Exons: 16
Coding region: 523-2874 (783 amino acids)
Biological process (GO): positive regulation of actin filament bundle assembly; adherens junction maintenance; plasma membrane organization
Cellular component (GO): cytoplasmic side of plasma membrane; actin cytoskeleton
Molecular function (GO): actin binding; phospholipid binding
Source: RefSeq, a predicted model, not a curated record
GAAGCAGCAGCAGCAGCCGCACAAAGUCAGAGGCGGGGCCAGACGGGAGCGCGCCGCUGUGGGUGCGGGGACGCGCAGUCAGCUGCAGUGGCUCGCAUUGUGACGGCGCGCGGACGGGAGCUCUCCUGCGGAAUCUGUGCUCUGAAUAUUUGGAUUUUUGUUUUUAUUUUUUAUUUUUUUUUUUUAUUUUUUUUUUAAGGGGAAAACUGGGCGCUGAGACUCCGUUCGGCAUGCUCGCGGGAACAGGAACAUGGAGCGCGUCCCCGUGCGCUGUGGAGAGCGGGCUUUAACUGGGAUUUAAACCUCCUCGCGCUCCGCGUGCCCACUCACGAGCGUGUGUGUAGUUGAGCCUUUCUCGCGGUCCGGUCCCGUCGACGGGAGCUCCGCGAGGGCGGUGCGCGAGCGCGCGCUGCUCCUUUCGGUUUGUUACACGGUCAGUGUGUAGCGCUGCGCAGUUGGAACCCAGUAGGGAGUGGGAUCGAUUCCCGACUUCGGAAGCAGUCCGGGUGCGAGCGUCGGAACAUGGAGGCGGUGAUGGAGCGGGAGUGCAGCGCGCUCGGGGGGCUUUUCCAGACCAUCAUCGGCGACAUGAAGAGCAGCUACCCCAUCUGGGAGGACUUCAUAAACAAGGCCGGGAAGCUGCAGUCUCAGCUCAGGACCACGGUGGUGGCCGCCGCCGCCUUCCUGGAUGCCUUCCAGAAAGUGGCCGACCUGGCCACCAGCACGAGAGGUGGCACCCGGGACAUUGGCUCCGCCCUCACCAGGAUGUGCAUGCGUCACAGGAGCAUCGAGGCGAAGCUGCGGCAGUUCUCAAUGGCAUUCCUGGACUGCCUGAUAAACCCCCUCCAGGACCAAAUAGAGGAGUGGAAGAAGGGAGCCAACACCCUGGAUAAGGACCACGCUAAAGAGUACAAGAAGGCCCGGCAGGAGAUAAAGAAGAAGUCCUCCGACACGUUGAAGCUGCAGAAGAAGGCGAAGAAAGCCGAUGCCCUGGGGAGGGGGGACAUCCAGCCGCAGCUGGACUGCGCCAUGCAGGAUGUGAAUGAUAAGUACCUGCUGCUGGAGGAGACGGAGAAGCAGGCCGUGCGCAAGGCCCUCGUCGAGGAGAGGAGCCGCUUCUGCACCUUCGUGUCCAUGCUCCGGCCCGUCGUCGAUGAGGAGAUCUCAAUGCUAGGAGAAAUCACUCAUCUGCAGACCAUCGCCGACGACCUCAAAGCGUUAACCAUGGACCCCCAUAAGCUGCCCCCUGCAAGCGAGCAGGUGAUUCUCGACCUGAAAGGCUCAGACUACAACUGGUCCUACCAGACUCCGCCCUCCUCCCCCAGCACCACCAUGUCCCGAAAGUCCAGUAUGUGCAGCAGUUUGAACAGCGUAAACAGUAGCGACUCCCGGUCCAGCGGGUCGCACUCUCACUCACCCUCCUCGCACUAUCGCUACCGCAGCUCCACCCUGCCCCAGCAGGCCCCGGGCCGCCUCUCCAGCAUCUCGUCCCACGACUCGGGCUUCGUCUCGCAGGACGCCUACCAGUCCAAGUCCCCCUCGCCCAUGCCCCCCGAGAGCGCUCCGCAGGCCUCCUCCAGCUCUGCUUCCUCGGACGCCUCUGAGACCUGCCAGUCGGUCAGCGAGUGCAGCUCGCCCACCUCCGUCAGCUCCGGCUCCACCAUGGGCGGGGCCCUGGCCUCGGCCGAAAAGCUGUCAAACGGGUUCGACCAUCACGCGCCCAGUGAGCCUCCCUACCUGGCUGGAGUGGGGCAUGGGGGGCCCUUCCUCUUUUUCCCACUUCCAUCCUCCUCUGCCCCUUCCACCAUCUGUUCACGGGCAUGGUCUCGACCAAGCUCCGCCCUGCUCCCUGACUACCCCCCGUAUUGCACCCUGGGCCCGGGCAUGGUGCCCUCCUCCAAAGUCCCCAGCUGGAAGGACUGGGCAAAACCGGGACCUUACGACCAGCCGGUGGCGAACACGCUGAGGAGGAGCAAGGAGCGGCGCGAGGCUCCGGAGCAGAGCACCGCGGCACCACCGCAGGCGGGAGGGGGCGCCACCGCUUGGGACGAACCCCAGAAGGCCAGGAGUGCAACCACACCCACCGCCCUCAUGGGAGGGGACGUGGAGGCCCACGAGGAGCUCGCCCUCGUCCUGUCGCGGGGGCUGCAGCUGGACCCCCAGCGUUCCAGCCGGGACUCCCUGCAGGGGUCCAGCGGCUACAGCACCCAAACCACCACGCCGUGCUGCUCCGAGGAUACGAUCCCCUCCCAAGUGAGUGACUAUGACUACUACUCGGUGAGUGGGGAGCAGGAGGUGGACCAGCAGGACUUUGACAAGUCCUCCACCAUCCCGCGCAACAGCGACAUCGGCCAGUCGUACCGCAAGAUGUUCCAGGCAAAGCGUCCGGCGUCCACGGCUGGCCUGCCCUCCACAGGGGGACCAGUCAUCGUCACCCCGGGUGUGGCCACCAUCCGCCGCACGCCCUCCACCAAGCCGUCGGUGCGGCGGGGACCCGGCGCCGGCGGCCCCAUCCCCAUCAAGACGCCCGUUAUCCCGGUGAAGACUCCCACGGUGCCUGACCUGCCAGGGGGCGGGGCAGAGGAAAGCGACGAGCCUCUGAGCCCCGAGUCCCCUGGGUCAGGUGGGGAGGGUGACCAGGUGGGUGUCCUGCCUUCAGCCUCCUGGAGUGGCCAGGCUUCAACCAACCCCCCAGGGCCGCUGCCCCAGCCCGGGGCCCCUGAGGGUGACGGCGGCGCGUUAGAGGACGUGGAGGUUUUGGAGGAGCCAGACUCUGUCGACGCUCAGGGAGACAACAUGCUGCUGGCCAUUCGCCGGGGCGUGAAGCUGAAGAAGACGACCACCAAUGACCGUUCGGCACCGCGCAUCGCCUGAGAGCGCUGCCGAGAGUAGUGCGCGCACUCGCACGUUCUCCCAUAUGCUUCAGUAUUCGGCGCGUGCCGCGUGAAGGCAGCAUCCAUUCCAGUACCCUUUGGAGGAAGAACAGUUCUGUGUCAUUCGUUUAUUUUUUCAGAUGUAGGGAGGUGAGCAAUUUAUAUUUUUGAAAUGAAAAGAUGAGUCAGAUGCGGGGGGGGAAAAAUGUAAAUACGCGAGCGGUUUUUCGUCGUUCUUAUUCUAGUUCUGCCUCGACUUCCUCCCUGCGCUUUCAUUUUAAUGGAAAAGAACUUUUUGUGAACUUAGAUUUUUCCAGCCGUGUCAGUAUAUGACCCUCGUAGGUGUGCCUUCCCAUCCUGUCCUCGAACCGCAUUAUGGUCCAGCUCAGUAGCAUGGUGCACUCUAGCACAAAGGUGACAUGGUUAGCAAUAUAAAGUAUGGGUGGUGAUGUACUAGUAUUAAUUGAGUACAUUUCCAGCUCACUGGUGCAUGCCGUGACUAUAAAAGAUGUUUGAAACACGAAUAUGUAAAAACCGAAGAGCCGUCCACUACAAGCUGAAAAAAGUGGUGCUUUAACAAGCCGUGUUGAAUUAUGUCACUGUUUUGAUACUAGUAUCGCUACUGAUUUAAUUUUCCUCCUCUUUUUUUCCCUUCUGGAAUCGCAAGCAGUCACGUGCAUGCAGCCUUAACGGCUCUUGAUGGUUCAUUUUCAUGGAAAUGCUGUAAAAAGCUGUUUCUUUUAUUAAAAGUUGUUUUUUUAAGCAUCAUCGAAAUCAGAUACAUGGAAACAUAGCAAAGAGGUCGAGUAUGUACAAAACUGUAAAUACUGAAUGGUUGCAACAGGCUUAAUUUAUUCUUUAUGUAACCCUUCUGCUUUAUUCCUCAGAACAUAUACUUUCAUCUGUGUCUUUUAUAUAUAUCUCCUGCAUUAAUAUAUAUCCACUGGACUAAUGAGGUCCUGUGCUCUCAUUUAACUGCAAUUUGUGUGAGCAGACAACACAUUUUUCGUCUGCGGUGGGGCUGAUGUUCUCUCGUUCUCCUCUAGGGGCAGCAGAGAGCUCAUGCGUUACACAAGGUUAACGAUUCACGAGUUGUUAAAAGGAGAUAUUUUCUUAUGAUAUUUUCCUCUGAGAUGAAGUGCGACUAGCCCC